AUGACUCGCCGAUGGGCGGAAUUUACCGCCGAGCUCCAGGCCAUCUCCACCUUCACCUUACCGCGCUGGAUCGGAGUUGGGCCUUCUUCCGAGCUUCACCUGCACGGCUUUUCGGACGCCAGUCGCCGCGCGAUGGCAGCCGUCAUCUACUCUCGCCUCGCGCCCGGGGCUGGGCCGGCGCUCUGCCACAUUCUUCUGGCUCGGACGAAGCUCUCGCCGAUUCGCUCGCUCAAGCCGGCGCCAGAGACAUCCGCGCGCAUGACGAUUCCGCGCCUCGAGCUCCGCGCCGCACUGAUUGCCGCCAAGCUCCUGCGGACCGCUGCCGACGAGCUACGCGUACCUGUCGACCGCUGUCACGCAUGGUGCGACUCACAGAUCGUUCUGCACUGGCUGCGUUCCGACAGGCCAACCAACAACGUGCUGAUCGACAACUAUGUCGCCCAAAUCCAGGAAAUGCUGCCUUCGAGUGUCUGGCGAUACGUGCCGACCCAGUCAAAUCCAGCCGACCUCGCGACCAGAGGUGCCGACAUGACCGGCCUUCGCUCGCAGCGCACUUGGUGGGAGGGCCCCGCUUGGCUCGCCGAGGACGUCGACUCGUGGCCCCUAGACCCGCUCCCCGCACCGAACCAGCAUUCAUCCAUCUGCUGCGUAGUGCAGCAGCUCGACGCCAGCUACCUCGAGCAAUUCUCCAACUUACGCAUGCUACUAAGCUUCCUCGUACGCAUUCGUCGAUUCGUCCGGAGCCGCUUGGGCAGGGGCCCCGUGCUUACGGUCGCUUCACCUCUUACGCCAAACGAACUCCACGACGCUUUUCUCGCAUGUGUACGCCUCAGCCAGGAGAGAUCAUUUUCGGACGACCUCCAGUGUCUUCGACAAGGCGAACGUCUGCGGAAGACGAACCCCUUGGUACCGUUAGCAGCCUUCCUCGAUGACGACGGGAUUCUGCGCGUCGGCGGGCGGCUAGAGCAUUCACCGCUGACCUACGAGGAGCGGCACCCGCCAAUUCUCAGCGGCGCCUCUUCCCUCGCUUCCAUGGUCAUCGUCUGGGCGUACUCUCGGGCGUUGCAUGGUGGAUACCGUGUCACCAGUGCCUACGUCUGUAAGCGCGCUUGGCUCCUCGGUGGGCCCCGGCGGAUCAAGGCUCACCUCCGCAGGUGCAUCGUCUGCAUCCGGCUGCGAGCGGGACCGGCGACACAACUCAUGGCCCCACUGCCGUCGUCUCGAGUCUCCCCUUCUCGUGCCUUUGCCUGCACUGGAGUAGACUACGCCGGCCCUUUUCAUGUACUCUCCGCCAGAGGACGAGGAGUCCGGACCACGAAAGGCUAUAUCGCCGUUUUUGUGUGCCUCGCCACCAAGGCCCUGCACCUGGAGCUGGUCGGCGAUCUCUCGGCUGCGUCCUUCUUGGGCGCCCUCCACCGAUUCGCUGGACGCCGCGGUCGGCCCGGUGAGAUCUGGAGCGACAACGCGACUUGCUUCCGCCGCGCUGAUGUUGAGCUGCGCGAUGCCUUGCUGACAGCCNACCAGUAA
This is a messenger RNA of Copidosoma floridanum, 1527 nucleotides long. RefSeq lists its product as uncharacterized. The record is from RefSeq and is a predicted model, not a curated record. Lineage: Eukaryota; Metazoa; Arthropoda; Insecta; Hymenoptera; Encyrtidae.